Molecule: messenger RNA, 2279 nt
Organism: Pseudocercospora fijiensis CIRAD86
Lineage: Eukaryota; Fungi; Ascomycota; Dothideomycetes; Mycosphaerellales; Mycosphaerellaceae
Exons: 1
Coding region: 1-2076 (691 amino acids)
Biological process (GO): DNA-templated transcription
Cellular component (GO): nucleus
Molecular function (GO): DNA-binding transcription factor activity, RNA polymerase II-specific; zinc ion binding; DNA binding
Source: RefSeq, a predicted model, not a curated record
AUGGCAGUGCCCUCGCUGGCCCCACGACCUUCACCCCGUCCCACGGCAGCUUGGUCGCCUCCGAAGCACGUUGGCGAAGGGAAAGAAAAUCGACCUGCCUUGAAACUGCUCCAACCAAGCUCAUCGUCUCAAGCCCGUUCAAAAAGAGAGCGCCCCUGUGAUGCUUGCAGGCGACGUAAAUCCAAGUGCGUUCUUCAGGAAGGUCGUCGUUGCGUCCUCUGCGAGUUUCACAAGCAAGAAUGCACGUUUGUGGAGAACGCACAACCAAGGAAGCGCAAGGCGCAUGAUGCAUCGAAAGCCGAUCAUGCAAUGAAGAAAAGUUCACCCUCCUCCCCCUCCCACCAGCUUCCGGUCUUCACUCCUCCCACUCCGGCUGCUGCUCCACCAAAGCCAAUCUCAGUCGAACGCCAGCCGACGCCGUCAGCUGGCCAGCCCUCGAUGAGGAAGCCUUUUGUUGUUGACGAGUCGCUGAGCUUGCAGCGGCAUCGACAUUGCAAGUACCUUGGUCAGACGACCGCCCUGGAUGCUCGCCUUAUUGGCCUAGGCUCGUUCAACGAGAAGAACGAGACCGAAUCCCAGCUUGGUAGUCUUCGUCAGGUCAGCAGGACCGAGUACUUCAGCACCCAGGAUGAUGCUGAUGUCUCGGUCCCUGACGAUGAGUCACGUGCUCUGGCCGAUGUCGAGCAGGUCAUUGGCUCCCAUGGUCCAGCCUUGAUCGAUAUAUAUUUCCGCAAUGUCCAACCAAGCUAUCCCAUCAUACAGAAGCACGCCUUUCUUGAUCGAUAUCAGCAUGGCGAUCGACAAUUCAAUCCUCCAUUGCUGGCUGCCAUGUACAUGCUGGCAAUGAGAUGGUGGGAUCAAGAUCCUGCCGUCUCUUCACAUCCGAAACCAGAUCUAGCCAGACUGGAGUCUAUCGCCAUCUCAAGUCUUACAGCUGCGAUGCAUCGACCGAAAAUGUCUGCUGUCCAAGCUGGCCUGCUACUUCUGCAGAGAGCCAAGUCAAGUACGUGGACAUUGACAGUUCAACUAGUUGCGCUAGGUCAGGAUAUCGGCCUGCAUCUCGACUGCUCAGACUGGUCCAUACCUCUUUGGGAGAAAAAGCUUCGAAAACGACUUGCUUGGGCGCUGUACAUGCAGGACAAAUGGAGCGCAUUGAUGCACGGCCGACCAUCCCACAUCAAUGCAUCAGACUGGAACGUCCCCAUCCCAACCGACGACGACUUUGACGAAACAAUCCACCCUCUCCCAACCCCCAACGAAGACACCGACUCCCAAGCAUCAAGAGGCCGCACGGUCUUCAUACAAAUGAUCUCCCUAACCUCAAUCAUGUCCGAAGUCUGCACAACAUUCUACAGCGAAUCCGCCAAAACCGAACUCUCCCGCGCCGGCCAAUACGCAACCCAACUCGCCCUGGCCCGCGCCAAACCCGUGCAAAUCAAACUCAGAGACUGGUUCACCAAGCUCCCCGAAACCUGCAAAAUCGACAACUUCACCCCCUCCCACCUCGCCCCGCAAGGCUACCUGCACCUGGCCUACUUCGCCACAGAAAUCAGCAUCCACCGCCGCAUCGUGCAGUCCCUCGACCCGGCCACCACAAACCCGUACAUGCUGUACAUAUGCCGCUCGGCGGCGAAGACGCGUUUAAUCUCCGCGCUCGACUUUGUGAAUCGCCUGAAACCCGAACAUCUCGAUGCGUUUUGGUAUUUCGCUUCGACGGCGAAUUUCUCGCUGAUUGCGACGUUUGGGGCCUUGCUGAUGGCGACGAGUCCCGGGAAGGAGGAGGCGAAAUUUUAUGCGUGUCGCUUGAAUGAGUUUCGCUGGACGUUGACGGUGAGUUGUAAGAAGGCGAAGUGGAUUUCGGGGGCGUUGGAGAAUUUGGGGGCGUUGAGGUUUCUGUUGAGGGGCGUGGAGGGGAGGCCUUCUUUGAUGAUGGGGGUUGAGGAGGGGGAUGGAGGAGGGGUGGUGGGUGGUACGUGUAAUGGGGUUGAGGGGGGUGGGAUGGAGGUUGAGGUUGAGGGGUGGGGUGAGGAGGAGCAGAUGAAUGGGAAUAUGCAUGGGGUGACCAUGAGUGUUUGAUUUAAUGAUGUUUAUGAUCACGGAUAGAAUUCUGGGAUAUGAUAGAUGAUAGAUGUUGGGAGGUUUGGAUGGACAGGACAUAGUAGGACAGGACAUAGUAGGACAGGACAUAGCCAGGAUACCACCGCAGCGGAGCAAGGCAUGCUUGCAUGCAUUUCUUUCGCCUCGAGUUAGGAGAGGAAUACAAAGAUAAUCAAUUCGUG